CCACCACCACCACCACCUUUAAAAAUGGUGAGAAAGAGGGCAGCAUCCGAUAUGGAACUUCAGACAAGUGCAGCUGAUCAUCAUUACCACCACCGUUUAUUACGUCGGCUACCACCACCAGCGUCCUCAACGAAUCCUGCCCCCAUUGACAUUCAUCAUCUUCAAGAGACGCCUGAUAAUGACAAUCAUCACCUUCUUUCGGGUGUACCUGCAACUCCGGCAGCCCUUAAUGUCAACACCAAUGACCUCCCCUCCAACUACUCCACUAUGACGCUACCAUCAUCAUCAUCUUCCACAAAUACAUCUCAUGUCAUCAUGUCGUCAUUAUCAACGACUAAUUACAUGAUGGAUUCACACUCUCCUCCUCCUCCUCUAUGUGUCUUUUCGGGUCUUCCUUUGUUUCCUCCUACGGACCAUAGAAAUUUCAAUCAUCAUUUGUCAAAUACUACUACUGCUACCGGAGCUUUACCCAAUCACCAACUUGUUACUAAUAACACCGCCGGCGCCGGGAUGCCCUUCUUGACCAGUGAAGACACCGUCUCCGCCACCGCAUGGAUCGAUAGCAUCAUAAAAGACCUGAUUCACAGUUCCACGGAGGUAUCCAUACCCAAUCUCAUUCAAAACGUAAGAGAGAUCAUCCACCCUUGCAACCCUAACCUAGCCACCCUUCUCGAAUAUAGGCUUCGCUCUUUGACAGAUCCUCCUCCAAAUCUAGUAGUAGAUCAGCAAUCCGGUCAUGAUAAUAAUAAUAAUAAUAGUAAUAGCAAUAAUAAUUUUAACAACAGAUUGUUGAUGAGAGGAAAAGAUCAAGCGCAAGCGUCGUCAUCCAUGCCCCCACGCAACAAUCCAUCUACUAUUUCAGGACUCGAAGGUAUGUUCCUUCCAGAUUCACAGCAACACUUGAAUAAUCAUGGCCACCUGGAAUGGGGUGGAGUCGUCACUAAUACCAGAAAGGACGACCAGUUCCUCAAUGACGAUUACAACCCUAGUACUGGAGCUCCUCCUGCUGCACUUAUUUCUUCAUCCAACAACCAGGAACAGCUGCAGGAGUCUCCACCAUCACAACCACCAUCAGCAACCGACCACAACACAGCAGCAGCAUCAGCACAAGCAGCAGCAAUGUUGUUAAGAGAGAAGAAGAGAGAAGAGAUACGGCAGCAGAAAAGAGACGAACAAGGCCUACAUCUGCUUGCUUUGCUCCUGCAAUGUGCGGAGGCAGUUUCAGCUGACAACUUUGAGGAGGCCAACAAGAUGCUACUAGAGAUCUCCGAACUCUCAACUCCAUAUGGGACUUCUGCUCAGCGGGUUGCGGCCUAUUUCUCAGAGGCCAUGUCCGCACGGCUGAUGAGCUCUUGUCUUGGGAUAUACACCACCCUUCCUCCCAAUGCAGCGGUUCCGCAAGGGCUGAAGAAGAUGACGUCAGCCUUCCAAGUGUUCAACGGCAUCAGCCCUUUCGUUAAAUUCUCACAUUUCACAGCCAAUCAAGCGAUACAGGAGGCAUUCGAGAGGGAGGAUAGGGUGCAUAUCAUCGACCUGGACAUCAUGCAAGGCCUGCAAUGGCCUGGGCUUUUUCACAUAUUGGCAUCCAGACCAGGCGGUCCGCCUUUUGUACGACUCACCGGAUUGGGCAACUCGUUGGAUACCUUGGAGGCCACCGGAAAACGGUUGUCUGAUUUUGCAGAUAAACUGGGACUCCCGUUUGAGUUCUCGGCUGUGGCUGAUAAGGUCGGGAAUUUGAAUCCGGAGAGAUUGAAGGUUAGCAAAAGAGAAGCUGUUGCUGUCCACUGGUUGCAGCAUUCUUUGUACGAUGUCACCGGCUCCGACACCAAUACUUUAUGGUUCCUGAAGAGAUUGGGUCCGAAAGUGGUGACAGUGGUGGAGCAGGACCUGAGCCAUGCAGGAUCAUUCUUGGGAAGGUUUGUGGAAGCGAUUCACUAUUACUCGGCAUUGUUUGAUUCAUUGGGAUCGAGUUACGGGGAAGAGAGCGAAGAGAGGCAUGUGGUGGAGCAACAGCUGCUAUCGAAGGAGAUAAGGAAUGUGUUGGCGAUCGGAGGGCCAUCUCGGAGUGGGGAGAUGAAGUUCAACAACUGGAGGGAGAAGCUGGAACAAUGUGGGUUCAAGGGCAUAUCUUUGGCUGGAAAUGCAGCUGCCCAAGCAACCCUUCUUCUUGGGAUGUUCCCUUCCAAUGGUUACACAUUGGUGGAGGAUAAGGGUACCCUGAAGCUUGGAUGGAAAGACCUUUGUUUGCUCACUGCUUCUGCCUGGAGACCUUAAUUACCAAUUGAUUCAUUAUAUAUGAACCAUUUGGCAAACAAGUUUUGAAGGAUAUGGUUUUUUGUCAACAAUGAAUGGACCAAGUAUGAUGUUCAUAAAUUAUAUCUCAAAGUAUUGUU
Molecule: messenger RNA, 2393 nt
Organism: Cynara cardunculus var. scolymus (artichoke)
Lineage: Eukaryota; Viridiplantae; Streptophyta; Magnoliopsida; Asterales; Asteraceae
Product: protein SCARECROW
Exons: 3
Coding region: 25-2274 (749 amino acids)
Biological process (GO): radial pattern formation; bundle sheath cell fate specification; maintenance of protein location in nucleus
Cellular component (GO): nucleus
Molecular function (GO): DNA-binding transcription factor activity; sequence-specific DNA binding
Source: RefSeq, a predicted model, not a curated record